AUGAGAGUAACACCAAAUGUCAAAUUAUUUGCUUGGAGAUUAGUCCAUGAAGGCAUUUCAGUUAAAGCAAAAUUGAAUGAGAAAUUACCACAUGUUAGCAGCCUUUGUCCUCGCUGUCAAUCGGCGCCGGAGACACCGAUGCAUGCCAUUGUCUUCUUCCCAGAAGUUCUUCAAAUUUGGAACAGCUCCCCAGUAGCUAGCACUAUUUCUCGCGACCCUAACCUAAAAGCUUGGGAUUGGUGGAGUCAAUUCAUGGAAGCUGAGAAAUCCAAACCCAAUUUCAGAAUCAAAAGUGCUCAGGUGGCUUACCUUCUAUGGCAGAUUUGGUUGGUGCGGAACACUUUAGUCUUCGAGGACCAACGCCAGGAACCUGGAGAAAUUCUGUCUCAGGCGAUAUUGUUGGAGGAGGAAUACUGGCGAUAUCAUUUUCUCAGACCACCUUCUCUAUGA
Messenger RNA from Arachis ipaensis, 450 nucleotides. RefSeq lists its product as uncharacterized. Lineage: Eukaryota; Viridiplantae; Streptophyta; Magnoliopsida; Fabales; Fabaceae. The record is from RefSeq and is a predicted model, not a curated record.